This is a messenger RNA of Chelmon rostratus (copperband butterflyfish), 8433 nucleotides long. RefSeq lists its product as uncharacterized. NCBI's taxonomy places the organism in Eukaryota, Metazoa, Chordata, Actinopteri, Chaetodontiformes, Chaetodontidae. The coding region runs from base 195 to 7565 and encodes 2456 amino acids. The record is from RefSeq and is a predicted model, not a curated record. The transcript is spliced from 48 exons. Gene Ontology annotation, molecular function: nucleic acid binding; zinc ion binding.
GGAGCCUGUUGGCUUUCUCUGCACGUGGACUCCAGCUCGAUGCGGCAGCCGCGCACCAGCCUGUGUUUGUUCCGCAGCUGCAUCAGACGAGCCGCUGUUUGUGCGCUUUCCAUCGCUCCGCGGACGGCAGCUCUGCGUCAGUUUCCUGCUGAAGAGAAGCGCUCGUCGUUUGGUCUUGUGGGUAACUUUUCAUCAUGGAGUACAACUACUGUGAAUGCCAGGUCUGCCUCUACAGAUCCAACGGGAUAGCUGAUUUCAAGAGACAUGUGCGCUCCACGGUACAUCGAAAGAAAAUGGAAGAAGUCUUCCAGAAAAAGAAGUUCAGUUUUCGUGGAUUCUUUCCUCCCAUUAUUGUGAUGGAUCCAAAAACCAAGCAAUACCUGAAACGACCCAUCAUAGGCUUGAACCUGCUGACGCUGUGUUUCAGUACAGAGACAAAGAUCUUUUUUUACCUGUGCCACGUCUGUGAGGAAAGGUGUCCACCGGACAGGCUUCUGUGUCACCUCUUUUCAAGUGACCACUGCAGCAACUACUUCAGCUACACAGACCCCAAUGUACUGAGUUUCUCCUGGCUCCCCAACAUGAAUAUGAGAGUCCUUCUGAGGGCUGAGCUCACAAGGGAAUUAAAUGAAGGGGAGCGGCAACAACUACAGAUGUUGGAUUUGCCUGAAACUCUGCUGAAAAAGCUUGAACGCAGUACCUACUCUGAAGUGAUGCGGACCCUCAGUGAAAAUGACAAGCUUCUGAAGCUUCUUGAAGCUGGCAAGCCAAAGAGGACGAUGAUACAAACAUACCAACGAGACAGCAACAGGAAGCAUCCGCUUCUUGGCAUGCAGCACCUUAUUGAAUGCAUUUGUGUUGGACCGACUGAGAGGAGACACUACCUCUGCACGCUCUGCAACCUAACUUUGGCCACCCACAUGAUCAUCAAACAUGUCCUGAGUUUUGACCACAUCUUUCAUUACUUUAGAUCGUGGCACCCCUCUACUUUGAUGUCAAAGGAAUGCUACAGGGAUUACACCAACUCUUUUGCCUCCAUGAUGCUUGAUUUUGCAAAGCAGGCAGUGGAAAUUCAUGGCACUGCAGACGCUGAUAUGAAGCAAGUGAGCCUGGAGCCCGCCAAAUUCACAUCAGUAAAUUUUACUUGUUAUGCAGAAGCUUUGAAGGAACUGGAAUCCAUCCCAAAGGAAGACAUGGAGAGCAGCUUGAUUACAAGCAUCAAAGCCGGGAACAAGCUGGAGCGUCAUACUGUGUCUGCUGGGCCUGCAGAGUUAGUGUACAAACUCCACUGUCAGGACUGCAAUGAGAUCUUUAACACUGAAUCAGAGUAUUCCAAACAUGUGUCCGAGCUUAGACACAAAGAGAUGUUGAGGAAAUUCUUUGGCAAAGCUGAGAGAGCUGAUGGUUAUGACCGAGAAGGACGGAAAGUGAGUCUGGGUUUAUACAGAUACCACAAAGAGAGCCUGAAGCAAAACCAACCAGCUAUUGGUGUAUCGCUGGUUGUGGCUUGUGUCAGCAGUCAGGCUGAGGUGGAACCCAUUUAUGUGUGCUUUGCAUGUCAGGACUGUUUCCCCGAGGUCCGUCUCACGCAACACUUUGACUCUCGAAAACAUCUCAUACGCACGUUGCUUUACCUGAAUCCCUGGCGGCUCCCCUUUGCCUGGGACAAUCAUCUGGACAUGAAAGUCUUGCAGUCUAUGGCAUGGGAAGAGGAGAAGGAAAGAGGACCAAAACAGAUGAAGCUAAAGGUUCUUGACAUCCCAUACUGCAUGUUUUGGAAACUCAUCCCUAGUUACCCAAAAGUGAUGGAGACCCUUAAACUACACCACAUUCUGUUAAAGCGUGAAGUCCCACGGUGUGAAACAAACAGCAAACUCCAACAGAACGAGAGGUUUCCUCUGCUCGGUCAGCAGUUCAUGGUCAUGCACGACGUCUGUUCCAAAUGGCAUCCGUUCACAACAGUGGCAUUUCUGUGUCUGCUCUGUAAGAGGAGUCUGUCAGACAAGGAAUGUUACGCUCACGUGUUCAGUCGGGAACAUGUUUCAGCAUUUCUGAACCAUGUCCACCCAGGCUCACUGAAUUCAAGCACUGAUGCACAGACCUUACUGGAUUUGGCCAAACAGGCAGCGCGUAUUCACUCUGUAUUGCAUGUGCAGGACAUAAAGUUGGACAAGCCCAUCUGGGAGCCAUACUCCUACCAGACAGCAAUAUCCAUCCUGUCAUCUGCAAAGAAGAGAGCUGGAAAAGGAAAGCUUCAACCCGUAAUAAUGCCUAAAAUGAAGCUGGUCCCCAGAGAAUUUUUGAAAGAUGUGGACGAGGGCCAUGUGAGAGACAACAGUGAGGGAAGCAGCCAGGUGAUGGAGGGGUCUGAGAAACAGAGUGGUCAACAAUCUACGGAUAAUAGUGAGACAACCCUGAGGAUGAUUUCAGCUGAAAUCACCAAUCAGCGCUGUGAAAGUAAAGACGAUGCUGAAAAGAUGGCCAGUAAGGAGACUCCUAUGCCAAGUGAAAAUAAAUCAGAGAAGAGAGGAGGAAGUAGCUCGGAGGAGAUAAAGAAUGCAGGCAGUGAGACGAGCCAGGUGAAGAUGGAGAAGAUGAAAGAGCCUGCAGUGAGAAGCACAAGUGGGGAGCCUCCAGAAAGCUACCAGAAGGGAGAGACUGCAGAAGAAAGGAGCAAAACAAGCAGAGACGCCCUGACGCAGGAACAAAGGCAGGUGACCGCCGCAGACGAUGGAGAAAGCGGCGUCCCAAAUCACGAGACUGCGAAGGACAAAGAUUCCUCUGGUGUGAAGCAGCAACAAGCAGUUCAGUUGUGGCAGUAUGUGAAGAGGAAGAGCCGAGAGCCUGUGAUUGGCUUAGGUGCACUUCUUGAAUGCAACUGUGAUGAGCAUGACCCCAUCUAUCUCUGUGAGUGCUGCUCCAUGAAGAUCCCAGAGAUGCAGAUCAUCAGCCACGUUACUGGAGUUUACCACCAGAAGCUGUUUCUGGGGAGGUCACAGAAACUCACACUUCCACCAAAGGAGCACCUGAGGAAGAACAUUCGACAUUUGGCGACUUUGUUUGAACAGGAAAACGGAUAUGGAGAGGCUCAGGUUGUUGAUCUGGAUGAAGAGAUUUACAAUAACAUCUUAAAACAGAACUUUAAAUCAGCCAUAGAGACGGUGAAGGCGCUCCAGGCUGAGGACCGCUGCCGUGAACUCCCUUUGAGCUCAGCUCCGUCUGCCGUUCAGCCUGUGGAGACCCCAGUCGUUCUUCAUGCUCAGCUUGAGGACUCUUCUUUAACAGAUGACCACCAGGUGGUGAAUAUGGAGGUGGAUGAUGAUUCAGAAGACUCUGAGCCAGAGCCAUCCUCAGUAACUGCAGCCGUGUCUGUAAUGACCGAAUCCAACUCCAAAACAACUGACGUCCCCCAAGAAUCAAAUGAAGAUGUCAAAUUGACCCAGAUCAAAGUGUCUGAAUCAGCUGACAACGCUAACGCCCACCUGACUGUUUCCAGAAGCAGCGAAGACGCAUCAAGUCUACACGUGUCCACAAGCAGGACAAACACAACCUGCCUGCAUCCUGAUUCUACGGGAAAAGACUCGAAAGCUGAAAUCAUUCCAAACACAACUGUGGCACCAUUACAAAUUGCAAGCCAUUCCAUAAUAGUGGGGACAUCUCAACAUGCAGCAGCUUCAGAUCCUGCUGUAACCACCCCCACUGUGUCCACGACGGCCAUCUCCAAAUGUCCGGCCAAGUCUUCCGAUUCUAGUUCAGAUGCCAGCAAAUCACCAGCACCCAUCUCCAAUAGAGCCACGACAUCCAGCUGUACCACAUCCACCCCCACCACCUCCAGAUUGAGAGAAAAUACCUGCAAAAAUGUAGUUGCCACCUCCAGUGCCACUGCAGCCACCACCAAACAGACUGCAGCUAGUGCUGAUUCCAGCACAACCUCCAAAACUGAACACGCCUCCAAAAAUACUAAAACUGUGCCCCAAACUACACGUGCAUCUAAAGCUAUGGUGACAGCUGUUCAGUGUGAAAAUACCAAAGCCUCUGCUAAGACUGUACACAGGAAGAAAUCGGUGCAACCAAGUGCUGAUGUUGCAGCCAAUGAUGAGAAAAGCAGUGCACCUGCAGCUUCCCACCUGACCGCGCUCAAGCCUGAAAACAAGAAUCCAUCCCCAGAGUCAUCACAUACUUCCACAAGUAAGACAAAGCCAAGCGAAAGCCCUCCUAAAGUUGGCUUAAACCAGCUCAUUGUGGUGUUUUGUGGGACAAGGAAGCAAGUCUACUGUCAGCUGUGUUCAGUCAGAUUGAAACGGUCCGAUCACCUUUUCAGCUUCAGCCACAAGUACAACUAUGUGAAAAUGCGGUUCCCUGAGUGGUCUGCCAAGCCAUCUGAGCUGGAGAGCAAAUUGGACAAGACGGUGGGCCACCUGGCUGAGGUUGAGAAGGAUGUAGUAUGCCAGUUAACCCAGAAAAAAGUGAACAGUGAUGAGUACAAAAAACUGGCUGCUCUUCCAGACAACAAAGCUUUAGAAAGACUGAAAGCAAUGAUGAAAGAGGAAGACUCGCAGGUUUCAUCUUCAACAUCCGACACUGCAGUUUCGAGACUGCAAGCUGCCUUUGCUAGUCCAUGUGAAGCUUCAAGCCCUGAUGAUGGGGUGUUCACGCCACAGAGUGACCACACACUGGCUGAGCGGGAGAAAGAACAUGAGCUCCAGACACUGUUGGCCCAGAUUCCAGAAACUGAAUCCAUCUCAAAAGAGGAAGGAAAUCCUGCUGCAAAUCAGUUGGACAGAUCCCAGAGCUCAAAGAGCUCAGAGCCAGGAACUCAUGGACUGGAUCCUCUUUCCAGUGCCUCAGAAUAUGCAGGCAGAUAUGCCCAAAUUCCAGAUAAAUGCCAAGAGACUGCUGAGGCGAGACAGCAGCAGGAGAGGAGUGACCCAGAGUUGCAGGACGCCCAGAAGGUGCUGGAAGGCACUCGGUUAAUCUCACCUGUAAAAUUCUUCAACCCAGACCCCCUCCCUUCUGCUGCUUCAUUGAAGACGGAACAACGAAACCAAUCAAGACAUGUACCAAAGCGCUCAGGAUGCAGUGCAGGACCUGGGGACCACAGUGCACUUUCAAGAAUUUUAGUAGGGGAAAGAACUCAUGGUCGCAGUCAUUUGUACAGUUAUUUGACUGUGACGGGACUGGGCAAUGAACCAGUCAUAGGUCUGGGCUCUGUGUGGGAGUGUAGAGCGCCGAAACAGAUGACAUUCUUCUUGUGCGAGAGCUGCAGGGAGACGCUCCACCUCAACGACAUCUGUCAACACAUGUACAGCAUUGCGCACCAGCUCACCUACGUGCGGAUACAGCGCCCUGAGUGGUACAAAUCGUUCUGGCUAGUGGACGACCUGCUCCCAAAUAUGAAACUGGAACUCUUAAAGGACGUCGCCAGGAUGCUCUCAGAGCAGGAGCGUUACGAAAAGAUAGAUGCGCAGAUUAUACAUCUGAGAGAGGACUUGCACAAAUGUAUUCAAACAGCUCCAUUCAGUGAAGCUUUAAGAAUUGUGCAAAAUAUCAAGAAGGAACCGAAACUGAGCUGUCUACCCAUCAGCGCUCAACCAAAGGAGCAGCAGCCUGAGGACCGGCAGAGUCGAGAGGAAUCUCUUCCCACAGACGAGCAGUCAACUCGGGCACCUGAGACAGACCAGAGGGGUGACAAUGAAGUAAGACAAGAAACAGAAAAACGUCAUUUGGAAGAGACUGCGAUGGUUGGAGAUUUGCUUGGGGUCAAACAAAGAAGAGUCUCGAGUCCUCUGGAUGUGUACGGUGUCUCCUCAAAGGCUGACUGUGUUGUCUUUCCAUUUCCUGCUGCUGGUACAUGUCAUAAUCCACAAGAGACCUACAGGAGCCUUUCUAUGCAUCCAGAACUCAGACCGCCAGUCACUCAAAGGCCUGACCUCGAGCUGCAAGUGAAACAGAAUGAGGUACACUCAGAAUCCACAUCUUCCUCAGUUGUUAGUCCUAAAAAAUGCCUUCCAACCAGGAAAAGGCCAGCUGUCACAUCUUUCGAAGUGGUCCGACCUGCCACCAGUAACUGCCAACUCGAGGAUCCUUUGCCAGCCAAGCGCACAUGUGGCUCACUGCAACCCAUCAGUCAGCACAGCACUGAACCAGCCUCUGAGUCCACUCCUGUUAACCAUGCUGCAGCCUCCUACCUCCUGCCUCCUCAGGACAGAGACGCAGGACCCGGAUCUGUCAGACAAAGCGAAUUCAUUGUAGACCACGCACGGAUUGAAGACUUAAUAUCUCUGGUGGAAGAGAAGAGGGCUGAGGGGAAAACACCGGCGUACAAGUCGGCUCCAGAUAAUGCUGACACCACGCGCGCUGACGAUUCAUCUGAAUAUAGUGUGGAAGGAAGAUGUUACCCAGUGUUUGCAGAGACCGGAUCUAAGAUGGCGACAAAACAAACAAGACAGGAUUCAAAAAAAACAUUUUCAGCAGCAGCUCCUGUGGUCUCAGGCUAUGAGAAUCAACUGGCCGCCGCUAAUGCCAGCUCUGCCAGCCACUCCUCUCUCGAGGCCUAUUUAGUGAGGGGUAACCUUUUGCUCACAGCGACUGAAGCCAAGGCAGUCGGUACCGUGUUGCCGUCUGCGAGCACUGCUGACCCCAGUGACCCACAACAACAGAGAAGUAUCAAUGCCCAGAACAUGUCUGGAACUGUGAGCCAGUUCGAGCCAAGUCCCUUCCAGUGUGCAGCCAUCAACUAUAACCCAGGUCAGAUGCCACAGCCACGAGCUCGCACGAAGGCUGACAGCACGGGGCGUUUUCACUUUCCCAUUAGCACCAUCGUAACUGCCAGGCCAGCCUCUGCUAACCAGCAGUGUUUGGGUGGCUAUAAUCGACAGGGCCACACUGAAAUGAAGAGGGGAAAUCAGGUGGCUCACAGUUUCUCCACAGUUGCAACAGUGAGUCCCAGUGACACUCUGGCAGCUUCUGGGGGGGGUAGUCAGUGCAGCCAAAUGGCUUACGCCUCAAAUUUACAGGUAUCAGAUUAUGGUCCUGCCAAGGCUGUUGCAGGUUGCACAACAUCAGACAGCCCUCUUGUAUUCACUGAAAGUUUACAUCAACACGACAUGUACACAAGGCUGUUCUACCCAAGCCAGAUUUACCCAGCGCAGGAAGCGAUGCACUUUGAGCACAGCUUAGCAACUCCGACACCCCCAGCAUGGGCGAGCCUGGAAAUGCAGCUGCAGUUAAUGCAGCAGCAGCAGCACUCCAUAUGUUCAAGUGCUGCCCUGGCUGCUGGAGGUGGCAACAGGACCAGUGCCUACGUCGGCCCAUUCACCACUUCAGCCAACAGGUCGCAAAUGUUCAUUGACCUGAACGACUACAGCGCCAAGACAAUCGCUCAGACGCAGAACCGCAACGGCAGAAACACACAGAACAACCCUGGAGUUUACCUCAGCCCCGCAGUCGUUCACUGUCCUCCUGCAGCCAACAGUGAAAUGACAUCCCAGACACCUGUGAACUCUUUUGCUGUAGCUCCCUCCAUGGUCAGUGCCACUCUUCCAGUUUCCCACAAUGCAACAUGAUUUACCAUGUCAAUACCAAGACCAGCUUACCUGGUAUGGUAACUAAUUUCUGCAGUACAUCCAAGAGAUAUUGCUCUGUCUUUGUUUCUAGUAGCUGUAUUUGAGUUUCGACAUGUGGCUAACAUAUUGUGCCUUUAUCAGUAACAUGCUGGACAGGCUGUUAAGCAGCAUGCCAAAUGCGAUGGAAGUGAUUUAAUGUGGGAGUAUAUGGGAACUCCUGCUUCUGAGCAGCAUAUCUGGAUGGUGGAAGAGAAUACACAUUAACAUUAUGCCUUACCUCACUGGGGUGUAACAACUGGAUCUGCCACAAACCAGCAUUUUGGUGACAGAGCUUUUUUCUCUUUGUAUAUUUGCCAUUUCCCCCACUUCAUUUCAAUGUGUGUUACAUUUUUACAGCUUGCAAACAAUGAAUGUUCAGAUCAGAUCUUUCAGACUGGAUUAUGUUAGCGUUUUUUGGUGUUCUGUUCUUAUCCAUUCUUUCCAAGGUUGAGAGAAGCAUCGUUAGCUUUUUGGGAAAAUUGAUCUGGAAUUUGCCAUCUUAUUUUGUUAUGUGCGCUUGUUCACAUUCACAUGGUACUGUACAUGUUUUGCUUUGUUGCCACAGUUAGCAUUGUGUAUUAAAUCUGUUUCAAUUUUAAAAGAAAAAAGAAGCUGACCCGUUUUGUUUGUUGGAGUAGCAACAACUUAAGAACAAUAUGUUUAGAACCAUUUGUUGCUUUAAAUAUGAAGGAUGAGUUUUGAGCCUUUGGAAAAACAAAAUAUUCAGCUAAUGUAGCUGGUUUCAGUUUUUAACAUUUCUAAUGUUACAUUUUCUUCAGUCAUCUGUGAUAUUUGUUUUUGUUUUCAUGUUUUGUUAAUUUUAAUAAAA